UUCUCACGCUGUAGCUCGAUUUGGUGGGCGGGAGAACCAGCCAGUUAAAAUUCAACGUCAUCGCUGCCGUCUAAGUCCACCACCACCGCACGAGGGUCAAACCGUCAAACCCAGUUGCCGUUACCUUUCCGUUACUCUCUCUCUCUCUCUCUCUCAACCCAGUUGCCGUUACCUUUCCGUUACUCUCUCUCUCUCUCUCUCUCUCUCUCUAUAAAUACGCGCAUCUACCUGCUCGGAGUAAGCUGAUUUUUGUUUCACCCUCCUCAGUUCUCACCCCACCAGAGCCGUCUGUACCCAACUACUGAUUUCCUCUCUCUACAGCUUCAGGUUGACGUUGUUGUUUAAAGACCAAGAAGUUUUCCAAGCGGAAGAUAGUGGAGCUUGCUGCCAAUACUUAUCUGUACUGAGACGCCUGGGAAAAUUCAUUUCCUGGAUCGGUAAUUGCUUUUCAAAAUUACUAUUUCAUCAAACUGCUGAUGCAAAGUUUUUAGCAUGGACUCACGUCACUCUUUUGGAUACGGUGUGACUGGUGCAAAGUUAUCCUACUCUUCUUAUCCCGCAGUUCUACCUAUACCUGAUAGUUUAUUCGAGUCCUUGAAGUUCGAUUCAUUGGAUCCAUAUAGCUCAUCUUUCUCAACUCUUUCUGAGCCGCUUACCCCGUUGAGCAACAUUCAGGACCAACACAGCUCCACAGAUAAUCCCUCAGUGGGGAGCCUUUCUUGUAGCUCUCCACUUGAAACUACCAGCUAUUUCCAGCAGUUAAGCCCUUCUUCCCUGGAGUGCUAUCAAAAUCUUCCACUGUUACGUUUUGAGGGAGAUUCAUUUUUCCAGACUGCAAAUGUUGGUCAGAAUAUAAAGUACACACUGCAGGAAUUAGAGACGGCCCUGAUGGAAAAUGACGAAGAGGAAGAAGUGUCAGCAACACCAUAUCCUUCUUUCGGGGGAAAUAAUCGGCCAAAAACAGCUGGUCAGAGGUCUAUGGCAUGGAACCAGGAACUCCAGGUUUCAAAUACGACCAUAUCUCAACCGUCCCAUUCUUAUGACAAGUCAGCUGGGAGGUUUCAAACUGAGAUGCAUUACGAAGCCAUGGAAGAGACUUCUUUGCUGGGAAAACCACCAGAUAAUCUGAAGCAGUUGCUGAUUGCAUGCGCUGAAGCUCUAUCUGAAAACAAAUUGGAAGAUUUCGAAAAAUUGAUUGAAAAGGCUCGGAGUGCUGUAUCGGUCAGCGGAGAGCCAAUCCAGCGUCUUGGUGCUUAUAUGAUAGAAGGGUUGGUAGCAAGGAAAGAGUUAUCAGGCUCUUACAUAUACCGGUCUCUCAAGUGCAGGGAGCAGCCAGAGGGAAAGGACUUGCUUUCCUACAUGCACAUCCUUUACGAAAUCUGCCCUUACUUGAAAUUCGGUUAUAUGGCUGCGAAUGGGGCAAUUGCGGAGGCAUGCAAGAAUGAAGACUGCAUCCACAUCAUAGACUACCAGAUAUGUCAGGGAACCCAGUGGAUGACUCUCUUACAAGCACUCGCUGCAAGACCCAGUGGUCCCCCUCGCGUGCGGAUCACUGGGAUUGAUGACCCAGCUUCUCAAUAUGCGCGUGGAAGUGGUUUAGAAGCAGUUGGAAGGCAUCUGGAAGCAAUUUCCGAGAAAUUCAACAUCCCGGUGGAGUUUCAUCCGCUGCCGGUUUUUGCUUCAGAAGUUACGAGGGAAAUGCUUAGAAUAAGGCCAGGGGAGGCGGUGGUUGUCAAUUUUCCUCUUCAGCUCCACCACACCCCCGAUGAGAGCGUCGACGUGACAAACCCUAGAGAUGGGCUUCUCAGAAUGGUGAAGUCGCUGUCUCCCAAGGUUGUCACUCUGGUGGAGCAAGAAUCAAACACCAACACGGCUCCCUUUGUAUCUAGGUUCAUUGAGGCACUCGAUUACUACUCGGCGAUGUUCGAGUCCAUAGACGUAGCCCUUCCGCGGGAUAAGAAAGAGCGGAUUAACGCAGAGAUGCACUGUCUGGCUAGGGAUAUCGUGAAUGUUGUUGCUUGCGAAGGGAGGGAGAGGGUGGAGCGUCACGAGCUGUUGGGAAAGUGGAAGUCAAGGUUUACGAUGGCGGGGUUCCGGCAGUUUCCUCUGAGCUCUUACGUGAACUCUGCGAUUGGGGGGUUGUUGAAGGGUUACUGCGAACAUUAUACACUUGUGGAAAAGGAUGGGGCUAUGCUGUUGGGGUGGAAGGACAGGAACCUGGUCUCUGUUUCUGCUUGGUGUUGAGCAUGAAGGGGGAGAAAUGUAGUCAUAGAGAAUGACCUAGUUUUGUAGUCUGCACUGGCAUGCCAGGGGAUAAGCUAGGCUAGGCUGAACGUAUAUGGGAACCGAAAUGUGGUACUUUCUCUUGCGGGUACAUGGCACCGACCAUGUUUGCUCUUUCCGGGCCUGUACAAUUAGUGUUGUAUAAUGUGUCACAUCAGAUGGUAUCUAAAUGUAGGUCACGUUUGCAAUAAUAUACUGGUUGACAUCCCUCUUA
Rhododendron vialii is the source of this 2497-nucleotide messenger RNA. RefSeq names its product scarecrow-like protein 21. Lineage: Eukaryota; Viridiplantae; Streptophyta; Magnoliopsida; Ericales; Ericaceae. The transcript is spliced from 2 exons. Gene Ontology annotation, cellular component: nucleus. The coding region runs from base 493 to 2244 and encodes 583 amino acids. Gene Ontology annotation, biological process: regulation of DNA-templated transcription. Gene Ontology annotation, molecular function: sequence-specific DNA binding; DNA-binding transcription factor activity. The record is from RefSeq and is a predicted model, not a curated record.